Molecule: messenger RNA, 1186 nt
Organism: Ipomoea triloba (trilobed morning glory)
Lineage: Eukaryota; Viridiplantae; Streptophyta; Magnoliopsida; Solanales; Convolvulaceae
Exons: 7
Coding region: 146-1186 (346 amino acids)
Source: RefSeq, a predicted model, not a curated record
UUAGUCUCUUGUUGACAGGUUGGAGGAGAAAAAAACAAUUCUUCAUUCAGCAGUCCAAGACAUUAUUGAGCUAGUGCAUCAAUCACCAAAACUAGCUCAAGAUUCUGAGUUAUUCCAUUCUGUGUUUGAGAAUGCCCAGAAUUUAAUGGCUUUGAAGCCUGGAGUAGCACAUGAUCCUAGCCUAACGUCUGACCAAUUCGAUGAUGAUUUUUGGGAUAACCCAGAUAAUAUACUAGCGCUAGAGCAAGCUGAACAGGCUGCGCAAAGGGGGAAGUCAUUGAUGGACGCUCCUACUUUUAGCUUAGGGUUAUCGACCAUUGCAAGGGGGUAUGUUACCCCUCCACCACAGGCUACCAUUCGUUUGGGGGGCUCACAUAGUGCAUUGUCGGGGGAAUUAAAGUUGGUACCUUGUGACCGUAAGGGAAAAUCACCGUUGAACACCAGCCCCCAAAUGCUCACGGGUUAUUUGAGCGCUACGCUAGUUGAAGUGUGUACCGUCCUAUGGGAUUGGGUUUUUGACAACUCCCAGGCUGAUUUUGGUGAGGUAUUGUUCUCGUACCAUGGACAGAAUGCACUAUGGCGGGACUUUCGGACUUUGCAACAGGGCACACAUGUUUCUGCUGCAGUCGUUGAUGCAUGGUCUAGUCUGUUGAAUGCACCGGUAGAAACAAGGAGGUGGGGCAUGCCGUCGCGCUUGUUUGCAUCAUUAUCCACUACGCAAGGCACGGUGAUCUCUGCUACUGCUGACCGUGACGAAAGGCUAAACUGGUUCUCGAAACGCCUUAAUGCAGAUCUCCGGUCAUCAAAAUAUGUUGGUUGGAGUUGUAUAGACUUGUUUGUUUUCCCCAUUAUUGACCGUGGACACUAUUAUGUUAUGAUCGUCUGCACAAAGAAUCGAAGGUUUGAUAUUAUAGAUAACUGCUCGUCUCGGUUGUCUAACAAACAGAGAUAUGGGAAAACACCUGAUAAUCUGAUUGACUUGCUUACCUCGUUCCUAGAGCUCAAUGGCCACCCCUUUCGUGCUGUUUUGGUCCGAAACUUGGAACCCAAGAGGUUGCAGAUGGGUUGGCAGGUCACAUCUAAUAAGCAUGACUCUGGAAUUUAUACCAUGUGUCAUAUGGAGUUGUUCACUGGACAACGGUGUGCUGAAUUGGACUAUGGGUUGGUAAAAGGGGAUACAUGGUAG